Molecule: messenger RNA, 2517 nt
Organism: Penaeus chinensis
Lineage: Eukaryota; Metazoa; Arthropoda; Malacostraca; Decapoda; Penaeidae
Product: tripartite motif-containing protein 45-like
Molecular function (GO): protein binding
Source: RefSeq, a predicted model, not a curated record
GAACCGCUGGACACCCCGAGGAUCACCACCACCAGCUUGCUCAAGACUCGGACCAGCAAAGCCAGUGGGGCGCCCCGGAUGACCUCGACUCUGUGAUAGAGCUCCUCACAAAUCUCUCUCCAAACUGUUCCAAUAACAACUAUAACAGCAGCCACACCCCCAAGCAAACCGCGACGCCCACACCAGGCGAGGGAGAAACUCACACUAAGGCAGCGCCCUCGCUUCUGGAUGAAGAGGUAGGGUCGCCCUCCAGCACCAUCGACUCGCGAUCUUCUUCGAGAACGAGGUCAAGCGGGAGGUCUUCGGGCUCCGAGAGCGGUUUGCGGGACAGAGGAGUGUGGGUGGUUUGGUGUCCAGAGUGUGGCUACGAGGCGCAUGUCCCUCCAGGGGGCGUCGAGUGUUUCCCUCUGAACUAUGUCCUGCAGAAGCAGCUGGUCCUCGAAGCGCUCAACUCCUCUUCCACCACGGUAUAUUGCGACCUCUGUCAUGACGACGUCGUGGCCGAGGAGCGCUGCAACACAUGUCCCGUCAACUUGUGCCGCCUGUGUAGCCACGCCCAUACCCGCCAGCGCCGCACCACCCACCACGCCGUCAUUUCUCUUCAGGAAGCACGUAGUCUAGGUAUCCGCGAGGUAGCUCACACGCUUGUGUGUGCCACACACGGCGAGGGCGAGGUGGGGUGGUGGUGCCGGAGCUGCCACGAGCCUUUGUGCGCCGCCUGCCUCGCCACACUCCACCGCGGGCACCCCACACUCACCGUCGACCAGGAGGCACCCCAGGCUCGCAGGAACCUUACCACCCUGCUUGACAAGGCAUCCACGAGAAUGGAUGACCUCCUGAGCACAGUGGAGGAGCUCACGGGGGCGGCAGCCAGAGUGCAGCAGAGGGGCAAAGCCGUCGGAGACCAGGUCAACGCCUUCAUCGACGACUACAUCUUGGCCCUGGAGGAGCACCGCCACGCGCUCCUCAGGCAGGUGCGGCAGGCAUGUGAACGAGCACAGCGGGGGAUCGUGACGGAGUCGCAGCGGGCGGGGCAGAUUGCGUCGUGGCUCCGGCAGGGAUGCGACCUGACACACGACCUCCUAAGCCACGCGGGCGACGCGGAGGCGCUUGCCCUGGCGCCCCUCGUGACUCACAGGCUGCAGGCGCUGCUGGCCGAGCAGGUUCGCGGUUGGACGAGAUGGGAACGGCUCGCCCUACUGCGUGAACACCGCGCCGGCCGAGUCAGAGGUCACAAAAUCCAUGGCGUCAUAGCAGACGCCCCGGCCGACCCGGCCACCUCAAGACUAAAACCAUUGUGUGACGUGAGCAGUGUGUCUGCGGGGGCACGAGUCACGGCAUUGGUCGUGGCCCGGGACGCCGACGGGCAGCCCAUAACCCACGGUGGGGAGGACCUGCAUGCCGCCGUCCUCACGCGCGAUGGCAACGCCCUGUGCGGUUGCUCUGUCCGGGACCGCGAGGACGGUUCCUACGAAAUCACCUUCAGCCCCCCGGUGCCUUCCGCUGCCCUUCUGCACGUCACCAUCUUGGGCUUCCACAUUCAGGGCAGUCCGAUGGAGAUGACGGUGGUCUCCCACUCCCAGUCCGCGAGCACGGCCGCGGGUGACGCGAGCAGAGACGGAGCCUCGGGGCGGAGGCAUACGGGGGUCUUCCACUGCUGCACCUUUUGCUCUAGCGGCGGCGACAAGACGGCCACCUGCGCGUGCGGGGCGACCAUGCCAGGCGGCUAUCAAGGCUGCGGCCACAGCCACGCAGGGCACCCUGGCCGCAAGCACUGGUCCUGUUGCGCCCAGGCCAACCCCUCCUCUCCCUGCACGCGACCCCCAUCCCAGUAUUACCAAGUCACACUCUGAGGUCAACCCUGCCUUUGCUACCAGAACCGCUACCGUGUCGCACGUCCUCUUGGUAUUUCCAGGUCAAACCAUGUAACGAGUUCUGAGACAGGGACCGCCCACAACAGCCGCAAGGCUGGUGAAGAGAUUAUGCCGUAUGCUUACACCAUGGCGGCAGAAGCGCCUGCUGGCAAUCCUGCCACCACGGUAAGCAUCGAAUGUCAGAGAACAAAAUGAGCUGACACAGGCCGGGCCAUAUAUAUGGAAGGCCCGGGCGAAGCUAGAUCUUCGCUAAUCUCAAUUGUAUUGUAACCACACGCUACCACAACAACCAUCGAAACCUUUUACAAAACACUCCCGAGCAGUGUGUCAGACUACACUCCUUGGUAGAACAUCCUCGAGGCUGACUUGGCCAUCGCCGCCCGUCGACUGGUCCGUUGCGCCCUGCUCUGCCGCCUCCUUCCCGACGCGAGGGAAAUACCUUUUUCACUUCGGAACACAGGCCAUUACGCUUUUUGUAUGUGAUGAUUUGGAAAUGCGUUCGUGAGAGCUCGUGUAUUUUUUGUUACUUAAAUGUUGUAUAUGAAUAUAUAAUUAUCGUUCUGUUCUAUUGUGCUAUAAGUAAAAAGAUGUCUAUAAUGUCGUGCGUGUAAAUACGCUGUAUGUUUAAAUGAGUUACAUAUUG